UAUGUUGAUUCGAAAAGACAGUGGAACAGAAAGUGGUUUUGUGGAAUCCGAGGCAGAAUUCGAGAACGAGGCAUCAAGACAGGUGCCUGAUUCGUUUGAUUUGCUGCCGCCUUUGGAGAAACGGCGCCAGAUUGUAAGUUAUCGAAAAUAUUUUCAUUGGAUCUUAUUAACUGGGAAGAGAAGGCUUCCGAUCCAGGCUUUAACUCGUACUUAAGUUAAACAUUGUGAAAAGUGUGACCAUUGCCGAUCGAAGUAGACUAGUGCGCAAAAUAUAUAAUUCCGCAGUUUAAAGGCGGUUUUUGCUCAGUCCAAAUAUAAAAGCAUGGCGACUUAACAAGUUCGAGAUCAUUCGUCAUAAAAAAUGUUUUGAAAAAGUGAGAUAAGCCUUGAUAAAAUGGACUAAGACAUCUAAGCAUACGCCUGGCCGUGCGCAUCAUGAUGUAUUCACACACAUCACAAACCGCCACGUGUUUUGCCAAUGGUUGUUCUUAAUUUUGAGAUAAAUCGUGCCCUGAAAGAUGUGCUCAAAACAUACGGCUCAUCGAUGGUUAGAUGUCCAGUAUUUCUUUCGGAGAAAGAAACAUUGAAAUUUGAUACCCAGCUAUAGAUGACACACACCUGCGUGUAUAUUGAUAUAACUAGAAUGUGCAUUUGAAAAAGAAAUUUCGUUUCGUUAGUAUACUUAUUAUUCCUAUCAUUUUUCAACUUUCUGCGUUUAUCUGAUGCUCGCUCGAGCUACUUGUUAUUGCUUUUUAUGUCGCAUUUUUCUUUAAAAAAUCUUUUUUCGUAUUUAAUACUUCCUUCUGUAAAAUGAAUGCAGUACUAAACAGUUUAUCGUAAAUUGCUAAAAUUUUCGCCGAACAUCAACAUCCAAUCUCUGAAGGAUAAUACCAGCCAGAACAUGAACAUCCAAUAUAAUGUAUAAAGGAAUACUAGGUAUUCCCCUCUUUCUUCGUAUCAAAGAGCACGCGCAAUAAAGUUUGAGUUCAAUGUACAUGCUUUCUGAUCCCAAGGGAGGGAGGGUGGAGCUUACGUCACUAGUCAGGAGACUUUCUUAUAUUCAAACUCCCCCCCCCCAACAUAUUUGUACGACAGAUGAGUCAUUCUUCGAGCACUCAUUCAUUUGGGUAGAUUUUUUAACAAAAUAUUUUGAAAGAGUAGAAAUUAUUUUAGCAAGUUGAUUAAAAUUGAUGAAAACCCCAUGGAAUGCUAUCAGAACUUCUACAGAAGUGUGUGUAUUUUUAGCUGUUCAGCGGAUGCUCCUCUGCUUAUGUUAUUUGAUAUUCAGUGUCAUGCCAGUUGAUUAGCAACUUGAUUGAGGCUGCCUAGGUUUCUCCAAAGAGAUUUCCACCAGAUUCCUAUAAGUUCUUGUGCAAUCGUCUUCGAAUUGUUGCUUCGGUUCACUUGUUAUUCCAUAAAGCCAUACAUUCGUAUCACCUGCUCUUGGUAUUUUGUCCAGCUGCCUUUCUCACGCUAUGUGUUGCGUUUGACAAAGAAAAUACGGAUCUGCAGGAUGCUCUAAAAACCAAAGUCUGGCUUAUCAAUAUUUUAUCAGAAUAUAAACAGCAGCUACACUCUUUUUUAUAAGAACAAUUUUGUAAGAAUACGAGCCUCAAAAUUGGUCAAAAGUUAAGUAUAAUAUAAGAGCAAACUGAGGCUGAACUACUGUACAAUGCAAUUUUGAACAACGUUUUAUCUCAAAAACGAGGAUUUUUAGCCAUCUGUGGGUGUUUUUUUGGUGAAUAUUCAAGCUUGUCGGCACAUGAAGAUUUUUUCACUCGCUUUGUCGUCAAAUCAGGCCUGAAAACCUGCCUAGAGCGAAAAAGCUACCGAUUGCACUGCUUACACCCUUUAAGUCUAAGAACAAAUUGAGAACAAUCCAGCCUCGAAUUUUCGAAAAAAAUUAAGAAUGGUCAGCCUGAACUUAUAUUUACUGGUUCUGCAAGGUAAAAAGUGCAAGUUUUCUGACUUUUCAUAUGACUGACUCUUUGAUUCAAAUCUGCUUUACGAGCUACUCUGUUGUGUUAAGAAAGUAUACGUUUUAUGAUUUUUUGAUUUAGAGGUUUUAUGAUUUUGAUGGUUAUUUUGCUGUUUUGAAAUAUAAUUAGCGACAAUGACCAAAAUAGCGUGUGUGAGUAACUUCUUGAUGACUGGUUAGCAAAAUGGUGCUAGAUACACAUCUUAUUACUGCCCAUUCCGUGUUGCAGACAUAGCUCUGUUUUGUAGGCUUUUUAUGAGUUUCGACAGGCCUUUUUUUAAGAUAGACCGCAAACUUGACUUUUUUUAGAGAUCAGUAAGACUCCAUUAAUAGGUUAUGUUAGAAACAUUGUCAAUUAUUAUUUUAUCAUGAACGUAAUUAAGAAAACGGGUAUAUGAAUGACGGUUUUGAAGAUUACGAAACUUUUUUAACUUCACAGCCAUAUUUGCCUUAAAUUCACAUUUUACUUAAAGCCAACGGUUCCAAGGAAGCUUUGAUGAUUUUCCUCUCCACUCAUCACACCACUAAGCGAUGUUUGUUUCUUUCUUUAAGAGAAUACGGGAAUUGGUUCAGCUGGCAGAUACUUUUGCAAAUGGAUUCAGUACAUCAUUACAGGUUUGAAUUCAAAUAAAAUGUGAUCUUGAGCUUUUAAGCCCAGCACUGUUAAUGUUUCAAAUAAAAUGCUCACUACAAAUUUUAAUUGCAUGUGCUGUUGCAUGUGUCAAUUCACUCACUUCCAUGUGCUUUUUUACAGAAACUCGAGUUGGCUGUUAAAAGGAACUUUCCAAGGUCAAUCAUGAUAUCAUUAGCUAGGAAGAUUGAUAAAAUGGAGAAGAUUGAGAAGAUACUUUUCAAACUUACGAGAGAGUUGUCGAAAAAGAAGCUUCUGUUUUCACAACAAUGGACGUCGAAAUCAGAAGAUGAAUUCUACAUCGACGUUGUGGGAAAUCUUUUCUCUUCGAAAACACUGUUAUCUGUUUACUAUCAACGACAAUCUCAUUAACAGAUGAAAGAUGUUUUGGUGGCAUAUGGCGAGAUGCGUGAAAUUAGGAAUGAAUAUGACGAUGGAAGUGAACAAUUCCACGAAUUUCGUUUGCUGCACGAGGAUGCUGUUGAUGUCCUCGCAGAAUAUUUUCUACGACUUCAGCUUGCCCUGAAAUAUGUAUUGUACUGCACCCCAAGACAGCAUAUCGACCAUCGGUGUCUGACUAAUAUCGUGGAAGAUCUGAACCACUUCAAUCGAUGUAAAUUCCAAAAAGAAUCCAAAUGCGAAAAGGAAAAGGGCCUGUCAGACGAUUGGCCAUCACCUGACGGCGAAGCACAACCUGAAAACGAGUCACACAAUAGCAAAGAUGAAACAGAAAGAAAAGCAAAAUUGGUGAAACGAAGACACUCCUGUGACAACUCAACUCUAAAGAAACUCAGUUCGUUUACAAGGGGCAUUGGUUUCCUUCGAAGCUCUGGGCGUCGAUCAAGACAAGAAGGCGAGACUCCACUCAAGAGGACACAGUUGAUUGAUAGCAGUGAUAUGAGAGCUAAGCCGCGCAAAUCAGGGUCCGCUAUACCAUGGCACUCGACACCAAAAGAAUCCCGCGCCACUCACAAUGGCAAAGAAAAUGGGGUUUUGGAAGACAGAGAGACUAGUUUUGACUCGAAUUUUUACCUUUUCAAUGAAAAACAGAGUAUAGACAGUUUUCAUACCAAGGGUGGAAUUGUUCCUCAUGAGAAUAUAUCAUCUUCGAACGACACGAUCACCGAUGAUAGUAAUGAGUUAGAAAAAAGUGGGGAUCUUUCUAACCACAAAGGCCAGGCUAGAACUGCCGGUAGAGACGAAAAGGUGAACGGUAAAGUCCCGCCACUCGAUACUAGAUUUGACUGCAGCCACAAAAGAGAUCAUUACCGGGCAAGGAUGAACUCAUUAGGGAGAUCGAAAGGCAGCAGCAUCGCAAAAUCGUUGAAAGAAAAUACUGAGUGUUGUAGUAAUGAAAGUUUGGGUUAUCAAAGUGAAAAAGCAAUCGAUAGAUCAAGGGAAAGUGCCUCCUCAAAAGAUCGGAUUUUUGAUGUUUUCUAUAAUAACGGUACCGUGGAUGUUCCAGAUCCUAUCAAGAAAUCAUCAAUUGGUGAAAGACCCUCGAUACUUCCUGUACCGAGAUCUCCAAGUUCAUCGCCAACAAUUCUGCCAGAUUUUUCUCCGCAGUCUCCUAGCUUGCUGGAACGCAGCGAAAACUUAUUUCCGUUAUCUUGCGACCAAGUGACUGAAAAGAAUAGCAGUGCUUCAUUCACAAGACCAAGCUCCAAAUUAGAAAAACAAGAAAAGUGCAGGAAGAAAAAGGAAAAGUCAGAAAAGCUGCUUGUCCCAGUGCCUUUCCCAGACAGCUACACAAGUGAUGAAGAUAUGCGCCUUGACAGGUAUAUCGGUGAAAGUUGUAUGAAAAGUGUACCAAAGAUGAGCCAUAGUGGAAAAAGCAACAGCACCUUGGAUGGUACUUCUAGCCGCAUAGACAGGUGUCAUGCACGCCAUUUUGAGAAACUGAACGAAAAUUGCAGUGACGAGAAAAUCAAGUCGCACCAAGCUGCUGAAGCGCAUGCCAAGUGCAGGAAAGUUUCACACGAUAAAUCAGUUUUAGGAAAAAACUCCAAAAAACUCUCAUCAGAUUCGCGCAGUGACCUACCGCCAUUAGAAGAUAGUUCCAAGGGCAUUAAGGUCAGUAUUUCCCGUGCAAAGAAAUCUUUUCUUGAUUUUACCUCCCCCAUAAUUUCAAGAAAAAAAGAAAGAACCUUAAAAAACUCUAAUAACUUGACUUUGCAAUCAUGUGACGGAAUAACGACUGCUGCUAAGAAGGAGACAAGUAGCAGUAAUAGCAAAAAGUUCAACAAAAGUUAUACGGCAGAUGGGUGGUUAAAUGAUUUGAAAGAGAGAACCUUGAACGGGCAUUGCAAGAAUUGCCAGGAGGCACGGCCAGUAUCUCAUUUUGACAGAUACUCAUAUGAAUGUGGCACAAGCACAUCGCCUUUCGGUAAUAGAGAACCAAGUAGUUUUCUGUGCUCUAAAAAUGAAUUACCCGGUUCUUCAAAAUCCUGCCAUUUGAAUGACAGCUUGCUUGAUGAUCAAAUAGAGGAAAGUCAUGGACAAAGCUCUCCCGAAUGCGUUCAACGCUGCAGGUCUCCAUCUUUGACCAGCAAUUUAUCAAUUUCUUCAGACUUUAAUAUAACUGUCACGAGAUUUCUGCGGUCAAAUCGUGAAAGUUCUACGGAAACCGUAGUUGGCAAUUCAACUUUUUAUCGUGCGUCGCCUGAAGUCCCUGCUAGAUCUCCAGAUUUAGAGCUGUCUGUAGAACAGCGAGAGGUGCACCAAAAGGCUUCUCGACCAAUUGAAAGUUCCCCAGCUAUUGCCAACUCAAGAUCUUUAAAUGACCAUGACAGUAAUUUUUUGACUCGAACAAAACUAGACAACCAGAACGGCAACAAGAUUGCCGCAACCAGAGUGAAGAGCAACAAUGCACAGGAAACUACAACACCUCAGAACAGUGACCUGGCGGCAAUAAGGAUCUCUAAGUCAGAUCCGGUUUUGAAGUACUCAACGACCCAAUCGACGUUGAAGAACGCACGUGACAAUUCUCAGCUGAUAGCCAAUGAAUCGUUAGACACUCAGAAGAUACUGGAGAAAUUACGUAAGGUUCCCAAAGCCCGCGUUUUAUCGUGGGCUGAAAGCUUCGACAACCUGCUUUCAGAUAAAGAUGGUGUCAAGUUAUUUGGGCAUUUUUUGAAGUCAGAGUUCAGCGAAGAAAACCUGCUAUUUUGGCUAGCAUGUCAACAAUUCAAGUCAAUCCGCUCUUCAAAAAUUGCCAAAGAAGCCCAGAAGAUAUACGGGAUGUUCAUAGAGAUAUGCGCAAUCUAUGAGGUGAACCUAGAUCACCAAACCCGAACUACAAUAAAAGACUCAGUUCAAUCGCCAAGUAAGAAUAUAUUUGAUGCUGCCCAGUCUAAGAUCAGGCUGCUGAUGGCGCAAGACUCGUACCCAAGGUUCAUCAGAUCUAGGACAUACAAAGAUCUGGCUGAAUGACGAUAAUCAAGACAAGCAUGCAGAAAUUAUAGAAAGAAAUGUCGCAAGGCAUCGUGGAAGAUUAGAAGUCCUGAACACAAAUGGCAGAAAAACACCCUGCUAUUUGUGCUCUACAGAAAAUCUUUAUUCGUGUUUUACUUAAUCCGCUUCCUUGUUGUCUAGAGAAACAAUGAUAUUUUAAGAGGACGUUCGAAGGUCUUAUUAAUAUAAUGCCCUAAAGAGAUAUGCUCAGUUUAUUUUGCUUUCUUUUAUGGUUCACUAUUUAUUCCACCUAAACCCAUGUAUCUGAAAUAGGAUUUCCUGGACUGUAGCCUAUUUACUAGAAUAUUGAAAUGUCCAAUCAACUAUGAGAUCUGACAGACGGCUGGUCCGUUCUUAUGUCACGCUCAUUUAUGCGAUAUUUAUGAUUAAUGUUACCAUGCACUGAUAGGCCUGAAAGUCCAAUGCCCCUGCUGGUAUUAUCACCUGCCCUUUGCCUAUGAAUCUGCUCUGAGGAUUUUAUUCGUUCAACAAAAAACUAUGAAUCCACCUCUUCUCUCAGCUUUUCUUCCACAAGAGUUUAGAGAUUGAACUAUCAUCAUGUGUUACUUUUUAGUACUGCUUUUGUAAUCACUUCAAUCAUGCCAGCCACGAUAGACACGUUUUCAAAAUAUUUGUCCAUCCUUUAUAGUGACGUACCAUUUAUGGGCAUAUGUCCUUUUCGCCAAUUUAUUUUUAAGAGCAAUAAAUUCCAUUUAAUGACCGGGAUAUUUGUAAGGUGAAAGUUGUAGGCAAACGUUUUAUAAAGUUGGCCUUUUGGAUGUUUUUAUUUCAAAUAUCUGAUGUUGAAAUGUUAUAAAGGCCCUUGCGCAACCGGCAUGCUUUGCGGUAGCUGUUUUUUACACGAGAAGAAAUGAACUGUAUUUUAUAUUUUUAUGCAGUACUAUAUUAGGCCCUUUUUGAAAAUAUAUCCGCAAAGCAUGCCGGUUGCACAAGAGCCUUUAAGUUCUUCUAGUCACUUGUCUUCACGAUACUUUGGGUUGUUGACAAGCAACAAGUGAUGAAUAGCUUUUGAUAUAUAUUUUAAAAUUUUGUGUGAAUAUGUAAAUGGUGGACAAAGUUAUUUAUGGUGUACCGAAUGUCUAGUUUCAUCACGAGGUUUUUUAGCUAGAUCAGAAUGGAGGUUAAGAUGAUGUCAGGAUGCAAAAUGGAUAGGGGGCAAGGCAGCUUCUCUCGAUAUCAUACGAGUAUGUAGCUACUAUUUAGAAAAAAGAUGGAAAUUACGAACCCGUCUGGUCCAUUCUUUUGAAAGUUACCAAUCCCCCGUUGAUUGUAGCACGACACUCCAUUUUUCGAGAUUUUAGGAAGUUUUCUACCAUCGUCUCUCUACCCCCCAAUCGUUCAAACACUCCCUUUCUGUUUAUGUUUAGAAAUAAAUCUCUAGAUGCAACGAACAGCAAGAAACACAUUGGUUGAUCUUAUGUAGUAGCCACAACGUUAGCUAGUUUCUUCGCAAUGAACGCCUUGCUCUCUUCCACGUCUUUUAGUUUCAUCGGCCAGAAUAAUUAUCUCGUAUUUAUCACUUAUAUACUAUAAUUGAAUUUUCGAAUUUCUCAUAAAAUUUUAAAUGCUAAUUUUAUACAACAAAUGGUAUUCAGAUUCAUUGUUGCCGUUUUAUAUCUUAAUCUAUUGCCAGACGACAGAGGAA
Rhopilema esculentum is the source of this 7728-nucleotide messenger RNA. Lineage: Eukaryota; Metazoa; Cnidaria; Scyphozoa; Rhizostomeae; Rhizostomatidae. The record is from RefSeq and is a predicted model, not a curated record.